Rotaria sp. Silwood1 is the source of this 714-nucleotide messenger RNA. Lineage: Eukaryota; Metazoa; Rotifera; Eurotatoria; Philodinida; Philodinidae. The record is from the annotation of a GenBank genome assembly.
AUGGUAGAUCAUUUUAUGACUCUUCUUAAUCACUUGAAUUUAGAUAAAGUUUUUAUCAUUAGACAUGAUUGGGGUAUGAAACCUGCGAGUCGUAUUGCUCUGUAUGAACCUGAACGAACAUUGGGUCUUGUCCUUCUUAGUGCUGCUUACAUGCCACCAAGCAUAUUUGAUCUUGAUCAAGCAAUAGUGAAUUCAGCAGCAUAUUGUGGAUAUGAUGCGUUAGGUUAUUGGAAAUUCUUUGAUUCGGAUGAUGCUGCCACAAUUAUUGAAAAUAAUUUAGAAAGUUUCAUUGAUCUUGUCUAUGCCAGCAAUACAACGCUUUUCAAGACAGAAUUUACUUCCACUGGAAAGAUGCGACAAUGGUUAAUCAAUAAGUAUAGAACUGAUCGAGCUUUUUAUAUGACAGAUAAUUAUUAUAAUAUCGUGCGUCAAUAUCUUACGAAAGCAAUGCAACCAAAAUUGAAUUGGUACAGAUCAACUAUUGCUAAUGUUGAUUGGAAAGACGAAAAAAAUAUUGAUCCAACUAUUCGACGUCCAAUUCUCUUUAUGAGAGGAAAGCAGAUCGAUAUCUGUCAUGAAACAUCUCUUCCAAAACAAAAUUCAUUUACGCCUGAUAUUGAAAUAAUUGAUUUCGAUACUGGUCAUUGGUUAAUGGAAGAGCAGCCUGGAGCAAUUAAUCAAGCCAUCGAAGAAUGGAUUAAAAAAAUUCUGUAA